This is a messenger RNA of Raphanus sativus (radish), 1324 nucleotides long. Its product is annotated as protein arginine N-methyltransferase PRMT10. The record is from RefSeq and is a predicted model, not a curated record. Lineage: Eukaryota; Viridiplantae; Streptophyta; Magnoliopsida; Brassicales; Brassicaceae. The transcript is spliced from 7 exons. Gene Ontology annotation, molecular function: protein-arginine N-methyltransferase activity. Gene Ontology annotation, cellular component: nucleus. The coding region runs from base 59 to 1204 and encodes 381 amino acids. Gene Ontology annotation, biological process: peptidyl-arginine methylation.
GCCCUAACAAUUAGAACCCUCAAAAUCACCUUCUUCACUCAAAACGGCAGCAAAAGCAAUGACAAUGAGGAGCUCCUCAUCAAACGGCGGCGCAAUGGGCGGGCGUGCUGCCGGAACCGGUGGUGGCGCAGUAGACAAAGAAGUAGACUACGCUAAUUACUUCUGCACAUACUCAUUCCUCUACCACCAGAAAGACAUGCUCUCCGACCGUGUCCGUAUGGACGCUUACUUCAACGCCGUCUUCGAGAACAAACAUCACUUCGCCGGCAAGACGGUGUUGGAUGUUGGAACCGGGAGUGGGAUUCUAGCGAUUUGGUCGGCUCAAGCUGGUGCGAGGAAAGUGUAUGCAGUGGAAGCUACCACGAUGGCUGACCACGCUCGUGCUCUUGUCAAAGCCAAUGGUCUCGAACAUGUUGUUGAAGUGAUUCAAGGCUCUGUCGAAGAUAUUUCUUUGCCUGAGAAAGUUGAUGUAAUUAUCUCGGAGUGGAUGGGAUACUUCCUUCUGCGUGAGUCCAUGUUUGAUUCUGUUAUAUCUGCUCGUGACCGUUGGUUAAAGCCCACCGGUGUCAUGUACCCAAGUCAUGCACGCAUGUGGCUUGCACCCAUCAAAUCUACUUUGUCAGAUCGGAAGAAGAAUGAUUUGGAUGGUGCGAUGGCGGAUUGGGAUAACUUCUCAGAUGAGAUCAAAACCUACUACGGCGUUGAUAUGAGCGUUUUGACAAAACCUUUUGCUCAAGAGCAAGAAAAGCAUUACAUACAGACGGCUAUGUGGAAUGACUUGAAUCCACUUCAAGUGAUAGGCACACCUACACUUGUCAAAGAGAUGGAUUGUUUGACAGCCACUGUCAGUGAAAUCGAGGAAGUCAGAUCCAAUGUAACCUCAGUCAUCAAUGGGCACACAACGCUGUGUGGUUUCGGUGGAUGGUUUGAUGUUCAGUUCAGGGGGAGGAAAGAAGAUCCUGCACAGCAAGAUGUCGAGUUAACCACAGCUCCAAGUGAACAGCACUGCACACACUGGGGACAACAGGUUUUCAUUUUGUCAAAUCCUAUAAAUGUUGAGGAAGGAGAUAAUCUGAAUCUCGGUUUGGUAAUGAGCCGGUCCAAAGAAAACCAUAGACUGAUGGAGGUUGAGCUUAAUUGCGAGAUCAAAGAGGCUUCUGGCAACCCUAAGGAAUCAUUCAAGAAGACUUAUUUCAUAGAAUGAUUAUACGGAUGCAUGGAGCUUGGUGGUUCUGUAUCGAAUGAAUGAACCCAAAUGUAAUGUUUUACUAUUUGUUGUUUCCAACUUUUUUUUUUGUUAUGCAACGAGCAAUUUAUUUUGAUA